GGGCAUAUGAGUCUAUACCAACCAUCAUUGGAUGUGGUGUAGAUAAAGUAAACGAUCAUGCCGUACCACGAAUGCUGAGGUGGGUGUGCCAACAAUCACCAAAGUCCCAAACUAUAAGCCAGGUGUUUGACUCGCCAAUGUUUAUAAUUAAGGCGGUCAUUGAGAUGACACUUGAAGAGGAGCAAUUGAAAAUUGCUUCAGGUGAACUUUUUGAAAACUUCCGCUCAUCUACCAUUAUUCAGUCGAAGAAUGGUGGUUCAAAAAGAGUACGAGAAGUUGUUAACGAUGAAGAUGAGUUCAAAAAGAGUAAGAAACAGAAGUCCAAGAUUAAGAUGAAAAAGGCUAUUCGAAAUCUCCAAGAUCGAGUAGCGGUUGUUGAAGGGCAACUUAAUACUAUAAAAUCUGAUAUUGACGAAUUGAAGGGCCUGAUGUCAACCAUAUUGAAGCACAUUGGACUUCAAAGAAAGGGUGACGAAGGGGACCACAAGGUGUCCGAAGGCUUAGUAGAUCAUACAUUAGAAAGUAAAGAUGUGGAUAAUGCUAAGACCGAAGAUGUUGACACAGGCGGUACCCCUAAUUGGUUGAGGAUGCCAAAGGAGGAUGAACACAUUGAAGUUAAAAAGAAGGGUGACGAAGAUGUGUUGGAGAAGAAGGUUGAUAUUGGUUUAGAGGAGCCAAUAGAUGUCGUUGACGAUGAGGACGUCAUAGAGAUAGAACCAUUUCUCACUCAACGACCACACGUUCGGCCCGCCCGUAGGAAGCGUGCAAGUGUUUACCUAUCAACCCCAUUCACAACUCUACCUAAACGGUCUCUGACAUCAACCACCAGCACCUCUGAGUCUGAAGCAAUUGUUUAUGAUCCUAUGCACAAAAUACUUGACGUCCAUUUAGAUAGACUUCGAGCUUGGAUUACAGACAAGCGUACAGACGAUGAGCUGCGUGAAACCUUUCAUGGGAAAAAAUCGAAGGCUUUUUUCAGAGACUUGUUUAUGUGUCGCCGGUGGUUGUCGGAUGAGCAUUUGGAUGCACUUUUUCUUUUCAUUCGCUUGAAGAUUAAGGCAGCCGGGAUACCUUCUUCUCAGAACUUCACAACUAUAUCGUCUAAUGGACAAAUCAUGGAUGAUGAGAACAGGAUGUCCAGGGAGUAUGAAUUGAAAGUGGAAGCGUUCAUUCAAUUUGGUUUUCGUAAUGACAAAGGUUUCACUACUCUAUUAAGUGCCCAUGUUUGA
Molecule: messenger RNA, 1229 nt
Organism: Cucumis melo (muskmelon)
Lineage: Eukaryota; Viridiplantae; Streptophyta; Magnoliopsida; Cucurbitales; Cucurbitaceae
Exons: 6
Coding region: 72-1229 (385 amino acids)
Source: RefSeq, a predicted model, not a curated record